AAUUCCAUGCUAUCCCCAACCAGUUCGAACGUAACACGCGUUCGUAGUAAUCGUCGUGGGGUUAUGUCGAGUUUAAAUUAAGUAACAGCUGCGCGUUUAGUGUUAUCUUUACGUGUUUCAUGUUAAUUUGAAAAAAAGUCGAUCAGGCCACACGAUGCUUAGAGUGCGGAGCAAUGCGAAUAUUGAGGGAUAUACGGAGUACGAGGAGGACAUUUUAUUUGAUGACGACGAUCCGGACUUUGACCAUCAUACUCCCUCUAUUCCAAUUUUUUGCAAAGGGAAUAGCAAUCUAGUCUUCGAGUCCAGUUCCUUUACGUUAACUGAGCAAGUGUCUAACAUGUCACUGGUAGGAGUCCACCCUCGAGGAUACCACUCCAACUCUGGUUCCUUAUCGUCAUUCAGCUACAGUCUGGAUGAUAUCACCACCUGUUGCAGCCCCCAGUUUAAUUCGGAGCAUGUUCUAACAAUCGAAGAGCUGCGAUUACAAAUGAGCAGUUGCUUCACCUGCGGAGUAUCCUGGGUCGAAGACCACGUCUCGCUCGAUUGCUCAGAAUGCGGCGGAUACGCAAUGGAGAGGCCAUGUCCAAAGUGUGACGGUACCUGCGGUUCACUGUGGAAGCGCGACCUUACUAAGACCCAUUCCAGUAGCAAAGCGCAAUGGGAGGGUGAAUGCAAACGCGCCGCGACGAAACCACAACCACCCAAAAGCUUCGUUUCGAGUACCGCCGCCACCCACGAAGUAUGUGCAAAAUUAGAAAAAUUGGCGGCUCACUCUUGACGCCAUGCUAGCGUGUAGCUAUUUAAUUUUAAGUCUUAGCUAAGGAUUACAACAGGGUUUACUGAUUUUUCCAUAAUUAAUUUUGUUUUAAAAAAUUACGUAAAAGAUUCAGUAAGCCUUCACUUUGCUGCGACACAAAGUUCCUUUUUAAUUAUGUAUUUAUUUACUUAACUUUUUUGUACUUUGACUGUAUAUACUUGAGCCAAUUAAUUUAAAAGGAGCUUUUUGUGUUUAAAAUCUCAAAAGGCUGUAUUGCUACUGUUUUUCACCCCUUCACAUUGUCCUAAACUCUUUGUGAUAAGAUUGAAAAGAGUGUAGCGUAUUAUUUUCUUCAUUACUUAAUAUUAUUAUUAUCGAUGACGUUAAUUUCAUAAUUUUCGUGAAGUUUAGAUACACUUAAGUAGUAAUUUAUAUUACUAAUGUAAACAUUUUCACUUUGUAUUAUGAAAUAAAAAAUUUACGCAAACAA
Messenger RNA from Photinus pyralis (common eastern firefly), 1247 nucleotides. RefSeq names its product protein pinocchio-like. Lineage: Eukaryota; Metazoa; Arthropoda; Insecta; Coleoptera; Lampyridae. The record is from RefSeq and is a predicted model, not a curated record. The coding region runs from base 155 to 778 and encodes 207 amino acids. The transcript is spliced from 6 exons.